CCAACCUGAGGAUUGAGCAUGUCCCAAAAAACAAAAAGAUAGCAAGUUUUCAAGACAUUAGGAAAAGCCAUGGGAGGCGCCAAGGUCAUCUCAACAAGUACAGUGCAAGCCGCGAGCCAUAAUGUUAAUGAGUAUUGCUCAACUCCAAGAGUUGAGUUAACUCCGUGGGAUCUCCAACUCCUUCUUGUUGAUCCCAUCCAAAAGGGACUCCUCUUUCACAACCCGAAAACCUUAUCACAACAUAUUCAACAUCUGAAAGUCUCCCUUUCUCGAACACUUGACUUCUUUCCUCCACUUUCCGGUCGCCUUGCCACUAUUCACCACGACGAUAACACCACCUCCUUUUUCAUCAAUUGUAAUAAUGCAGGGGCCCUGUUUGUCCAUGCCAAAGCCUACGGUGUUACCGUCUCCGACAUAAAUGAAUCUGGCUAUGUUCCUCGUGAUGUUGUCCACUCUUUUUUUCCUCUAAAUGGUGCUAAAAACUACGAGGGAACCUCUAAGCCGCUGCUUGCAGUGCAAGUAACUGAGCUUGGGGAUGGUAUUUUCAUAGGCUGCACCGUCAACCACACAGUUGUUGAUGGCACUUCCUUUUGGCACUUCUUUAACUCUUGGUCCGAAAUUUCUCGGGGUUUUGAUUUUGUCUCAAAACCACCUGUUCUUAAGCGUUGGCUUCUCGAUGGUACUAUUAGUCCCAUUCGAAUUCCAUUCUCAAAAAUUGAGGAUCAAGUCUCCGAUAAAUACAUCGGAAAUAUCCGAGUACCAUUACUAAAAGAAAGAGUCUUUCACUUCUCAAAGGAAAAAAUUGCUCAACUGAAAGCAAAAGCCAAUGCUGAGAUUCAACUUGAAAAUACUAAAAGAAAAAUCUCUUCUUUACAAGCAGUGUUAGUUCAUCUGUGGCGGUCUAUAAUCCGUGGUAGUAAUGGAGAUCUUGAUCCUGAUAAAGAAAGUAGUUAUCGAUUACUCAUAGGUGCUAGGUCAAGAAUGAACCCACCAUUGUCACAACAAUACUUUGGCAAUGCAGUUCAAGCAGGGACUGUGACCAUCAAAGCAAGGGAGGUUAUCAAGCGCGGGCUUGGUUUUGUGGCUUGGGAAAUGAACAAGAUGGUGGCUUUGCACACAGAAGAGAAACUGAGAAAAUUCUUGGAGUGUUGGGUACAAGAGCCUAAGUUGCUGACAGAAGGAAACAUGGCUGCUAACGCUUUGGUCACAAGCAGUUCACCGCGGUUUGACGUGUAUGGAAAUGAUUUUGGUUGGGGAAGGCCAGUUGGGGUGAGAAGUGGUGCUGGGAAUAAGUCACAUGGGAAAAUCACAGUGUUUUCUGCGGUUGAAGAAGGUAGCAUUGAUAUUGAAGUUUGUCUUUUGGCUGAGACUUUGGAGGCUAUGGGAAAUGAUUCAGAAUUCAUGGAUGCGGUCACAGUCUAGUUGUAGGACCACCUUCGGGUUUGUGGAUGAACGCUCUGUAUCCUCUACCCUUAUACUCCAAGGAGCUAAUAUCGCCUAAUGUUUUAUUAAAAUAAAUGUUUUGAUGCAUAAUCAAAUUAUCAUUCUCUGUUGAUAUGUCCAAUUUGCUGGUGUAAUCAUUUCUUCUCAAUUAAUAUUCAAUAUAGAAAAUGCAUGUCAUGCAUUUCUAAUUUCUAGA
Molecule: messenger RNA, 1639 nt
Organism: Malus domestica (apple)
Lineage: Eukaryota; Viridiplantae; Streptophyta; Magnoliopsida; Rosales; Rosaceae
Source: RefSeq, a predicted model, not a curated record